Messenger RNA from Naegleria lovaniensis, 699 nucleotides. RefSeq lists its product as uncharacterized. NCBI's taxonomy places the organism in Eukaryota, Heterolobosea, Eutetramitea, Acrasida, Naegleriidae. The record is from RefSeq and is a predicted model, not a curated record. The transcript has a single exon. Bases 1 to 699 code for a protein of 232 amino acids.
AUGAAAAAUUCGUCGCAAAACAAAACCACUUCGCAACCAAAGAGUAGUUCUACUUCGGCAGAGGAAAGUUCAGUGAGUCCCAACUUUAUUAAAGGUGAAGACAAUACAAAAGAAUUAUAUGCCAAGUGCUGUUUAUUUUGGAAAAAGUUCGGAACUGAAUUCUCGCAGUGGUGGACAAAACAUCUUUCCGAAAGUAAUAGAAAAGAAAUAUUGCUGGAAGUUUCACCUUCAAUGAAAGAAGAACCUCCUCUUGAUAAACAUGAUUAUGAAUUUACGGACCAUUUAGUUCCCGAAUUAUUUUGGAAGGAAUUAUCAUGCAAUGAAAAUGCUUUAAUUUCUCUGUGCUCCAUUUACUGCGUCAUGCCAUUGGAAAAGAUUGAAGACAUUGAAUAUAAAAGAAUGUAUGCCGCAAAAGACGUUGCAUUCAAGAACGUUCAAUUACCAUAUGGUAAACUGACUGCAUAUCACGAUGGAAAAUUUUUCACUUUAAAGAAAGAUGCAUCAUUCUUGGAUGCCCAACGAUUUAUGGCAAUAGUUACGUUGUGUGAUGCAAAUACUUUUUUCCUUGUGCAUCAGAGAUUAUCCCUAUUAUAUCUAACAAUUGGACUAAUAAUGGACGAAUUUUUUGAGAAGAAAGAUGCCAGUGGACAAUUAAAAGCUGAAUUUGAAAAGGAGCUAUCACAACAGUCAAAAAAGUAG